Daphnia magna is the source of this 1332-nucleotide messenger RNA. Its product is annotated as dnaJ homolog subfamily C member 25 homolog. Lineage: Eukaryota; Metazoa; Arthropoda; Branchiopoda; Diplostraca; Daphniidae. The record is from RefSeq and is a predicted model, not a curated record. The transcript is spliced from 2 exons. The coding region runs from base 205 to 1212 and encodes 335 amino acids. Gene Ontology annotation, biological process: protein folding. Gene Ontology annotation, cellular component: endoplasmic reticulum membrane.
GUGUCCCGUUACGUGGAACUUGUUGGUUGAAUGGAAUUCGUGUCUGUUGUCUGCUUCCCCAAACGUCACUUGCAGAUUGCAGUUUGAUCAGUUGAGUUAGUUUGCUCAAGGCAUGUUCCCGCUAUGCUACGUGUUCCAUAAACUGCUUGAUCCUAUAUCAGAGUUGUAACUAUAAAUUAGAUAUUAGGAAUAAUAAUUUUUAAAAUGAAAAUCAAAUCGCACCUAUUUAUUGUUAUAUUCUACGUUUUUUUGAACGUCUGCUAUGUCCAUUCCUUGGUUGAGGGACUCUAUUGCGGAGUCGAAAAUUGUUACGAUGUUCUUGGAGUGACGAGAGAGAGCUCAAAAAGCGCCAUAGGAAAAGCUUACCGGAAUCUUGCAAAGAAACUUCAUCCUGAUGUUCAAGGAGCUGACGUAAGCAAAGAAGAAGCUGAAAAGAAUUUUCGUAGGAUAGCAACUGCCUAUGAAAUUCUAAGUGAUAAUGCAUCUAGAGAAGACUAUGACUACAUGGUUGAUAACCCUGAAGAAAUGUACAUGCAUUACUACAGAUACUACAGGCGCCGUACAGCUCCAAAUGUUGACAUCAGAUUAAUUCUUGCUGUCUGUAUUACUAUCAUAUCUGGAAUCCAGUACUACAGUGCCUGGGAUCGCUAUGAAACUGCCAUAAAGUAUUUGACAACUGUGCAGAAAUAUCGCAUCCAUGCAACUGAAAUUGCAAAGAAGGAGGGCUUGUUCAAUGAAAGUACCAACAAGAAAUCCAAAGACAAGUCGAAAGAGAAGGAGGAAAAGGAACAGAUCAUUCGUAAGGUUAUUGAAGAGAAAAUGGAUAUCCGUGGAGGGUAUUCUAAACCAGACUGGAAACAAGUAUUGUGGUUCCAGCUCAUCAUACUGCCCUAUACCAUAUAUCAAUAUGUAAAAUGGUACAUUAUCUGGAUCUACAAAUUUAACAUUCGAAAAGAAGAGUAUGGUGAGGAAGAAAAGCUAUAUUUGAUCAAGAAGCACCUGAAGCUCUCACGUCUAGAGUUCGAUGCGCUUGAAGACCAUACCAGAGAAGAGUAUCUCGAACUUGGACUUUGGGAAAAAUCGAAAGCACUCGAGUGGAAGGCCGAGAAAGAAGAAGAGCUAAAACGAGAGCUCUCUCAAUCUGCACGCCAUAAAGCGUACAGACGCUAUCUGAAAAAAGGAACGGGUCGACUCACAUUUGACGAUUCUUAAUCUAAAUUUGGCGGAUUAGGUGAAUUUAUCAUCCGAGUUCAUCCCGUGUUGUGAUUUAAGAGUCUCUUGACAUGUGUGCAUUCAUGUGCUUAUUUGACGCAAUACAACAAUAACCAAAUU